Molecule: messenger RNA, 4287 nt
Organism: Apiotrichum porosum
Lineage: Eukaryota; Fungi; Basidiomycota; Tremellomycetes; Trichosporonales; Trichosporonaceae
Exons: 6
Coding region: 1-4287 (1428 amino acids)
Cellular component (GO): cytoplasm
Molecular function (GO): protein binding
Source: RefSeq, a predicted model, not a curated record
AUGUCAGAGCCCUCACUGACCAUCCCCUUCCUGCCAGACGUCCAUGUCGGGGGGGAUCUCCCCACCAACACGGUGCGGGUGGCGGCGUGGACCGCGACAACGCCAUCCGGCCCGUCGCGAAGGCUCGCUCUCGCCGGCUCCGAUAACACGGUGUGGAUCUGCACGUCGUCCAUGGUGCCAGCAACGCACUUGGUACCUCCAGACCUCAACUUGCCAGACGGGGGGUUCCGCUUGCCGCCUCUUGCUGGGAAGCACCCCGCACGGCCCCGUGCGGCGUCAACGGCCUCGUCCAUCUUGUCGUCGUCAUCUCGCCUCAAGGCGUUCUCGCCCACUGCAUCCGCCACCGCGGCACUCGCUCCCUCGGCAUCUAUAUCAACAGUCGCGGCUUCUCCUGCCCCGUCCAGCUCCCACCAGACGCGUUUGUCGAUUUCGGACAAGACUGAUCUGCUAGAAAACCUCCUCAGACAGCAGGACACGGACGAACGCAGCGGUCUCGGCCUGGGACUCGCUGGCCUCACUCGCCGCAGCCUCAAUAUCCAAAGCAAAGACGAGAUAGAAAUGCCAGUCCCGACACAUGGUGCUGCGGGAGUGGUGGAGUUUCCUCCUCCAGUGUCCCCUUCGUCAGGAGGCUCGGGACACGCAACACCGACAACUGGGGGUGGACGUGAACGCACCCGCUCGCGCCUGUCGGGUUUCUGGUCACGCGCAGAACCCGAAACGGACGCUCUGGCCAAGUUGGACGCGGACGAGAUGGAGAUUGAGGACCAGAUGAAGCAUGAGGAAAGAGAAGAUGCCAAGGAGGCUGGGGACUUUGAGGCUGUCAAGAAGGCCCACCAGGCCGUUAAUACCGCGCCAGCUACACCCAAGACGGUCAACUCUGCGCCCUUCUCCGAACCGCGCACCCCACCGCCGACUGGAAACGAUAUGAACCCCGUCCGCAUUGUGCUUCCCGAGCCUGGCCGCGGUUCCAUUGUCGACCUCGCACUGCUCGAAGAGAUCGGCGAGCUCGUCGUCCUCCGUGACGUUGGCCUGCUCGAUGUACUCAACCUCGAGACGCUCCAGCUCACGACGCACGUGAGCCUCGACCAUGUCGUCGCUCCCGGAACGGCGCGGACACCACUUCUUGCCCACUCGUGGCUGUGGAGGAGAGUCCACCUUGCAGCAAGAGAAGAGGGAGCGCUCAUUGUGGCCAACGGAGAACCGUGGCCGUGCCCAGGCCCAAGUCCCAAUGGCGAAGUCACCCGCGUCGCCAUGCUGAGUCUCCCAAGACAUGAGUGUGUCGCUACGCUGGAACUGCCAGGUAUUGGUGAUGUCGGCGUGGCGUCCGCCGGAGAAGGUGGGUUCGAUGCUCGUGCCUGCGCUAACCCAGCAGCGAGCUAUCUGCUGCACGCGACCACUACCUCACUCAUGUCCUAUCCUAUCGUCUUCCCGGGCUCGAACCCCCCGUCCCGCUCCGCCACCCCUGGACCAGGCUCAGCAAACUCGUCAUCGCCUACUUCUCCGCUUCUCGGCCCAGGUGGCCCCCCUGGUACGAGGCGAACCGGAGCACUUGCUAGUGUCCGUGCCGUUUCUGCUGCCGCCGCGGCCAAGGGAGGUGAUUCGGGUCUCGCCAAGUUUAUUGCCUCGAGACGCAUCCCCUCCCGCAAGGCUUCUCAGCCCGCUCCGGAAGCAGUCGGGAAGCCGGGCGUCGAGGAAGGUACAGAGGUGCAGCGCGACGGCGGCGGCCACUGGUUUAGCGUUCGGCUGCACGACAAUGGCCAGGGCGUCGGUCUCGCAGACAACCAUGUCGAGGCAUUCGAGUUUGACGGUAAAACACUCUCCGUUCGCGGCUCGAUCAACCUCGAGGACAAGGUCAAAGACGUGGUCUUCACCUCUGGCUGGCACGACGUGUGUAUUGUGACAGACAAGGCGGCGGCCCUCUUUGCGCGCGACGGUCCGAUCAAGCCCACGUCAACCUGGUCGCUGCGCAAGUCGUACCCCGCCCACGCUACUUGUGUGAAUGGCGGUAUACUUUACGAGGUGGAGCAGUUUGCAGCCGCGACGGUCGACCUCGGCACCUUUGAACGCCGUAUCGAGGCUACCCUCUGCACACCUGUUGCCGGUGACCACAUCUGCCCACACGGUGCCAACACUGUGUUUGCGGCCGACGGGAGUGGCAAUGUCCGCAAACAGUCCCUCUCCGACUACCUCCAGGAUAUUCCUGUGCAUAGCGACGUGGUCACCGCCGACCGCCUCGAGUCGGGCGUCACCUACUCGACUGUCGUGGCAUCGGACCUGGCUGCCAGCGGUCGUUUCCUUGUCGCCGGCGACGAAGACGGCUCGGUGCGGAUCUGGGAUGCGGGCUCCAUGCGCCUCUGCGGAUCAUGGACGCUCUUCGACGCUGCUGUCCGCUCCGCGACCUAUAUCGACAAGGAGGCAGCGGGGAGCUUGCGCGAUACGCUCCUGUGUACCUCUGUGCGCGGGUCCAUCUCGUUGGUCUCCCUGCGGGACAUGGACGAGCUCUUCCUCAUCCCUGCCGCACGUGCCCCGCUCACCCGUAUCUUUGUGGGCGGCCACAACAUUCUCAUCGCGUACGAAAACGCAAAGGCCAGGGUAUGGAAUGUGGAGACGCGCGAGUUUAGGAGGAGCACCGGCCUCGACGCGGCAGACGACAUGCUCCAGCUUGGUGAAUGGGCCGAGGUGCGGUUCCAGGAGCCGCCCAAGUUUGACUCCCCCGUGACCAAGGUUGUUGGCCCCACUCCAGAGAAUUCGGAUCUCGGUCGUCUCCUCCAACUCGACCUCCGUCAGCUCGGACGCUGGCUCCACACUGAUCUGAACGACAGCCCCUUGCCUACAUUGCGCGGCCUGCUAUCUGUCUUCCUCACGUUUGGUAUCAAUGACGCCAUUGACGAGGUCUGUACCGUCAACCUCGGCAUCAAGCCACCCGCUGCUCCAUCUGCCAUCGGCCUCGAAGGACCAUGCGGCACGGCCACGGUCGCAUACUCGUCUCCCGCAACGGCGUGGCGCGUCUCCCCGACAGCCACGGGUCUGAGACAGCUGGCCAUUGUCUCCCUUCUCCGGCCCUUCCUCGAUUCGCCAGACCACGAGAGCUGGGCCGCGGACGUGAUCGCGUUCUACACGGCCUGCCUGCCCGGGGACGCCCUUGAGGCUGAUUUGGAGCUGUUUGCCGCAUUCUACCUCGACUCGGCGUCGGAUGUGCACCAGGCCGCGCGCAUGCUCUUUGGUGCGCGCUUAAGCCGUAUGCCCAAUGAGGAUAUCGAGGCGCUUGUCGCGGCUCAGCAGGGGCUCUUGCCAAGUGUUGUCGCCCCCGAACAGAGGAUGAGUGAGGCAUCUGCCCGUGCGUUGACGAUGGUGGGCGGUAUGGCCCUCCACCGCUUCGCGUGCAUGAACCCAAGUGCGCUCAAGGCCGUCGCCGAGUCGCUCGCAAUGUACCUCAACGACCCAAAGUGCACCCACGUCAACCUCGCGAUCGAACUCACGUCCAAGAGUUUCCAGACAUGGCAGUCGUACGUCGACCCAAUGGACAUGCUGCGCCGCCUUUUCUAUCUGGCCACACACAAGGAUGCGUCGGGCGCCAACGUUGCCGCGCAGGCUCGCCUGGCCGUCUUGCACGUCGCCUCCUCGAACGCGCCACUGUUCAUGUCCACUCUCUCCAUGGACAUUCUCGACGCCAAGACGGUCCAGGGCCGUACCUCCAUCAUGACGCUGUGCGUGUUCAUGGCGCGCAAGAGACCGGCAUUGCUUGAGAAUGGCCUGCCGCGGAUCUGCGAGGCGGUCGUCAAGAGCCUGGACCCGAACGUCGGCAAGAUGCGCGACGACGUGUGGGAGGCGGCGACGGUGAUUCUCAACGAACUCGUGCAAGCCUUUACGACAAUCGAUUUCCACCCGGGCACACAAAAGCUCGUGGUGGGCACGCACGAGGGCGCAGUGAUCAUGUACGAGCUCAAGACCGCGUCGAGGCUGUACGUCAUUGAGCCGCACCACGGCGCAGUGUCUGCCGUGGCGUUCUCGCCCGACGGUCGCCGUCUCGUAACUGUGUCAAUGGACGAAGGGGAGGUUACAGUCUGGAAGGUCGGAUCGUCGCUCACCGGCUUCUUCAAUGUUGGCGGGCCGCCAAGGCAAGGCAGUGAGCGGGGAGCGCCGUAUAAGCGUAUUCCGUUUGUGCGGCCGCAUCGAGAUGCCAACGAGGACACUGGCGCGCUCAGCGGCGCACUGAUCCAGUGGCGAGGCAACCGUCAAGCCUUGGUGACAAUCCAUGAGACGGCUCUCAACUUUGAGACAACGUAG